Myzus persicae (green peach aphid) is the source of this 2146-nucleotide messenger RNA. Its product is annotated as solute carrier family 22 member 21-like. The record is from RefSeq and is a predicted model, not a curated record. The coding region runs from base 20 to 1642 and encodes 540 amino acids. Gene Ontology annotation, molecular function: transmembrane transporter activity. NCBI's taxonomy places the organism in Eukaryota, Metazoa, Arthropoda, Insecta, Hemiptera, Aphididae. The transcript is spliced from 10 exons. Gene Ontology annotation, biological process: transmembrane transport.
UAUAAGCUCCGGAUUCACAAUGGAUUUAGACGAGAUCCUUAGCAACUUUGGAUUGGGCUCAUAUCAAGUGACUGUAUGUGCUCUAAUGGGGCUCGUGCUCAUGUACUCAAACAUAUCACCACUUAGUUAUGCCAUUACAGCCAGUGACAUUAAAUACAGAUGCGAAAUCCCGCAGUGCGACACCGACAACUCAACAUAUAAUCCGGACUGGUUAAACCAAGCGAUACCUUUUAAAGAAAAUUCUAAUGAGCCUUACAAAUGUCUUAUGUACCGCUUUGAACCACGGACUAACAGAACAGGUAUCUCUGCCAAUAGCACGUGUAAUCCAGAAUCAUUCAACCUCAGUUCUAAAAUGAAGUGCAACAAAUGGGUGUUUGAUAAAACUGAAAGAACUAUAGUGAACGAUUUUGGUAUAAUGUGCGAGAAAAACAAAUGGAAACUCAUUAUGGUGGGAACCGUCAAUAGCAUUGGUCAGAUCAUUGGCAUUCCUUUAGCAGGAUAUAUUUCCGACAAGUCUGGACGCAAGUUUAUGUUAAUACUGGGGUCAGUUACAUCGGCCAUACUCGGCACGCUCAAAUCGUUCACUGUCAAUUACUAUUCAUUCCUACUUUGCGAAUUUUUGGAGUCCAUGGCUUCCUGCGGAGUGUAUGCUGCCACCUUCGUAUUAGGUAUAGAACUAGUCAGUCGAAAAUCGAGAGCUACCGUGAGUACUUUGAUGGGCUGUUUCUAUCCCAUGGGUGCAGUUAUAAUGGGUUUUUCAGCCUACAUGAUUCUUGAUUGGCGUAUAAUGCUUAGGGUAGUCAACUUACCCGGUUUACUUAUAUUAGGAUAUAUUUGGUAUGUGCCAGAGUCCAUAAGAUGGCUUCAAACCAAAAACCGAAUUGAAGAAAUGGCCAUAGUUCUAUCAAAAAUUGCUGAAUCUAAUGGCAAUACACUUCCAGCUUGCGUCAAAGAAGCUCUGAUCGCCAACACUAUAGCCAGUAGCAACGCAACAAAUACGCUCGACAAUAACCAAGUGUGUAGUUGUAGAUUAUUGAAAAAAAUAUUUAGUUCAAUUGAUAUUUUGAUACUUGUAGUCAACUGUUCGUUUUGCUGGAUGACAAUAACAUUAGUUUAUUACGGCCUCUCGUUAACUUCAGUGGAGUUGUCCGGUAACAAAUACUUGAACUUUAUGCUUGUAAACGCUGUAGAGAUACCAGCAUUUUUAUCAUCGUGGUACUUCAUGGAACACUUUCCCAGACGACCUACCCAAGCGUUUGCAUUCUUCUUGAGUGGCGUAGGAUGUAUUAUGGUCAACUUAAUAUCUACAGAUUAUGUAUGGGCGCAACUAUUGUUGUUCUUGAGCAGCAAGUAUGCAAUCACCAUGGCAUUUAACAACUUGUACAUAUUCACCGCAGAAAUGUUCCCAACCGAAAUGCGUAUGUCACUGAUAGGCAUAGUUUCCAUGUUCGGUCGAUUGGGUGUAUUAUUCGCUCCACAGAUGACGUUGUUGGGUGCCUAUUUUGGACAAUACGUACCGAUCUUAUUGUUCGGAAUCAUAUCGACUGUGGCUGGGGCAACGUCUUUCUUGUUCCCGGAAACAAAAGAUAAAAGCUUAUCCCACACAGUAAGACCAGUUGAAUCGGCUGAAGAGUUGAAAUAAUUUAUAGUUCAUGUAAUAGUAUUGUAACAAGUUUAUAUAAUCUGUAUGUCCACAUAAUUUUUGUGUACGAAUUUCAUUAACUGUGGAUGUAAUAAGUAAUGUACACUUAGUAUUUACACAUUUUAAAAUAAUGAAUUAUUUUGAAUAUAUACGAAUUACAUAUAAUAUACCUAAAAAUUAAUAAAUAAAUUACCCUCUGAAUACGAAUUAGGUCGAAACAUUGUGUAAUGAUCCCAACUAAUAUCUCAACAAACUCCAUUUCAUCACCCUUUUUCGUGUGUUUUUAUAAUAUCAACAUUUCUGUGAUAUAAAAUAUGGAUUAAUAACAUGACUUUAAAAUUGAAUAAAUCAUUACUUGUUAUGUAUUAUUAAUUACUACAUACUGCCAUGUAUUGUGUAUUGUUCAUAUAUUAUACUCAAGUGUUUAAUGGACAAUGGUAUAUCAACACUAAACAUAAUAAUAUGAACUGUUACUUUUAGCAAUAAUAUUUUUCUAUGAUUUUU